CAUCAUUUGCCGGAACGUGUCUGUACAGUCGGACGUAUUUAUUUUAUACUCAUUUCUCUAGAUCGUUGUGUACAUUUAAUUAUAAAUAAUGACUUCCCUCACAAAAGGAAUUUUCAUUGUUGCUGCAAAACGUACACCUUAUGGAAAAAUGGGUGGAGCUUUUGUUAACAAGAGCAUAACAGAUUUAUCUGUAGUCGCUGCUAAUGCAGCUCUCAAAUCUGCUAAUCUUAAUCCUGAGCUAAUAGAUAAUGUAGUGUUUGGAAAUGUAUUUCCACUUUCUUCUGCUGAUGGAGCAUUUCUUGCUAGACAUGUUCUAUUGAAAUGUGGUAUUCCUAUAGAAAAACCAGCUUUAGGUGUCAACAGACUGUGUGGAUCUGGUUUCCAAUCUAUCGUUACUGGUGCGCAAAGUCUUAUGAUAGGAGAAUCUAAAAUAGUCAUGACUGGAGGAGCUGAGAACAUGAGCCAGAUUCCAUUUGCAGUUCGGAAUGUACGUUUUGGUACAGCUCUGGGUGUGGAUUACAAAUUUGAAGAUGUUAUGUGGUCUGGAUUGCUAGAUAGUCACUGUGGUCUUCCUAUGGGUAUGACAGCUGAGAAACUUGGUGCUCAAUUCAAUCUUACAAGAGAGGAAGUUGACAAGUUUGGUCUUUCUAGUCAGCAAAGAUGGAAGGCUGCUAAUGAUGCUGGUUAUUUCAAGGCUGAAAUGGCACCUGUUACACUCAAGUUAAAGAAGCAAGAAGUGACUAUGGAAGUUGAUGAGCAUCCUAGACCUCAAGCGAAAAUUGAGGACUUUACAAAACUGCCCUCCAUAUUCAAAAAAGAUGGUUUGGUGACUGCUGGAACUGCGUCUGGUAUUUGCGAUGGAGCUGGUGUAGUUAUUUUAGCUAGUGAAGAAGCUAUCAAGACUCAUGGACUAAAGCCUUUGGCGCGUUUGGUUGGUUUUAGUACUGUUGGUGUUGAUCCAAGUAUUAUGGGAAUUGGACCAUCUCCAGCAAUCAAAAACUUGCUCAAGGUUACUGGUAAAACGUUGAAUGACAUUGAAUUGGUUGAGAUUAAUGAAGCCUUUGGAGCACAGACUUUAGCUUGUGCCAAGGAUUUGCAAUUAGAUCUCAACAAACUUAAUGUGAAUGGUGGUGCUAUCGCUCUUGGACAUCCCGUUGGAGCUUCUGGUUCUCGAAUUACGUCUCACCUUGUUCAUGAGCUGAGAAGAAGGAAUGCUGGAAAACUUGGAAUUGGAUCAGCUUGCAUUGGUGGAGGUCAAGGUAUCGCCGUCAUGGUUGAAGCUUUGUAAACAACGAGAAAAUUACGUUAAGUUUUGAACAUUUUAGCUUUUAUUACAUUUUUAAUCAAUGCAAUGAAAAAAGUUUGUGAUAAGAAUCGAUAAUCAUAUGUUUUAAACAAAACAAUUUUAUCAAAAUUUGUACAGACAUGCGUAAAUAAGUUCUAUUUUUAUACACAUGUUAAAAUAUUUUAUAAGAAUUAAUACAAGAAUAUACAUCACUGAAUUUUUAAGAAAAAAGAA
Molecule: messenger RNA, 1519 nt
Organism: Phymastichus coffea
Lineage: Eukaryota; Metazoa; Arthropoda; Insecta; Hymenoptera; Eulophidae
Gene: yip2
Product: 3-ketoacyl-CoA thiolase, mitochondrial
Exons: 8
Coding region: 89-1288 (399 amino acids)
Biological process (GO): fatty acid beta-oxidation
Molecular function (GO): acetyl-CoA C-acetyltransferase activity
Source: RefSeq, a predicted model, not a curated record